Lizanozyma spartinae is the source of this 2121-nucleotide messenger RNA. RefSeq lists its product as uncharacterized. Lineage: Eukaryota; Fungi; Ascomycota; Pichiomycetes; Serinales; Debaryomycetaceae. The transcript has a single exon. Bases 1 to 2121 code for a protein of 706 amino acids. The record is from RefSeq and is a predicted model, not a curated record.
AUGUCAACCGAGGAGAACGUUGCAGCGUUUUUAGUGAGCGUGUCUCAGCUCUCGCAUGAGAGAACAUUGGAAGACCGUCAACGUCAAAGGGACCUCCAAAGAGAUAUAGACGAGCUAAGACGACGGCUGAAAAACAUACCACCAUUGAAGGGCCCCAAACACCCAGUUCACAAUGAAAACGUUUCCGUUAUUGAGCUUUCGGAGCCAACUGCAAGGAAAGGCACUCCAAAUUUAAAACCAAAACCAAGACCAAAACCUAAGACGCUUCUGGAUUCCGUAAGUGUUGACAAAGAACCGAUAGAUAUCGUUAAGGGACCUUCUUCGACCCCCAAGGAGAAAGAAUAUCGCUCCUUUUCACAAAUAGAAGCUCUGAUAAAAGCCAAUGAUUCAAAUGACACUGAGGACAAUCAUGAUUCCAAUGUAAACGUUGAGCCACCAUCCAAUCAAUCUGCCAUAACCAAGCCCAAACCACUCAAGCCAGUCAAUAAUAUUAAACCAUUACCCAUUUCUAGAGAAGACCGGCUUGCGAAACACUUUACGGAAUCUCAAAAUAAGUUGGUGAUACCCGUGCCCAAAGCUAACUAUGUACCUAAAGGUGGAUACUUGAAUUUGAAUGAUAAGACGCAAGCACCACCUAAAGCAACAAAACCUCGAAGUUUACUGAGUGGUAAUGGUACUAGUUUUGGUAUUAGUAUUUCACCCCUGAAGCAAAGCUCUGGAGGUUGGUUAGCAUCAUCUUUGGCAAAUCCCAAAACUUCGGCUACUCCUCAGAAUACUACUACUACUACAACUUUAUUAUCCUCUCCAGGAAAGUUAUCCAGUCGCAAGCCCAAUGACUGGAUAACUUCAUCGCUCAAUAAUUCUGCUUCCCAAGUACAAAAAUCUCCUACUGGACCUAUCAAGCCUUCCAAAAACCAGUACUUCACUUCAACUAGUGCAGAAGCCAACCACAAUAAAAAUUACUUGCAGGGAUCUCCAAAGAGUGCUAGUAGUCAGACAUCAUGGAUUAGUAGUGCGGUUAAGAAAGCAGAACCUCAUAGUUUUGAUGAUAGAUCAACACCAAAAUACCUGAUACCAAAGUCAAUUAGUGUUAAGAGUAAGCUAUUACUAGAAAAAGACCAGCUUAAAACAGAAAACGAACCUGAGUUUGUUAAUAUGUUACUGACAUUGAAGAAAAGAUCGCCACUUCCUCCACCAGGUCAACAGACCCAAACACAGACACUUGAAUUUGCGGAUAAAAUUGAAUCUAUGAGAAGGAGUCCUAUUCGACAACAGCAGGCUGAUUUAAACAGAAAAUCUGAAGUGGAAGAAAUCCCUGAAGGACUCAGACCAAAACUAUCUCCUACAAGAAGAGGUAUACCUCCGGAGAAACCUUCUAAGCCUCCGGUAUCUGAAUUUUCAAAAGCCGAAGAAGAUACAUUAGCUUCUGCAUUAUCGAAGCUUUCACGGAAAAACCUCGAGAAGACUCCAAUGUCAUUAUCAGAACAAUACAAGGCUCAAGAUACGGAACUAUUGAAGCUGCAGAUACUGAAGUUAGGCAAGAAGAAUGUUGAUAAGAAUCCUUUAGCUAAACCCCAGAUGAAAAUGGAAGGACUCGCAGCCUUGGGUAAGUUGAAACCAACAAAAAGGCCUCCAAAGUUGGAACAAGAAGUACCUGAAGCAUUACGGAAGUUUGAGAAGUUGAAACCUCUGAAGAAGCCAAUAACAUCAAGUGCUACUAAAGAAAACGAACCAACGACAGCUACAUCUACAUCUUCAUCUACCUCUACCUCUACCCCAAAGUUACCAUCAACAUCUACUUCUGAAGUCAGGCACAACAAUUUUCAAGAUCACCUUGCCCUGAUAUUAAGAACCGGAUCUACGUCCAGCUUUGGGGGUACAGAUUCAAACCCAGAACCAGUACCAUUAAGAAGAGCUCAAACUGAUGUGGAAGAAUCCAAGUUAACUCACCCCAAUAAAGGUAGAUCUAGAGGUCCUAGACGAAGACUUCCCAAGAAAGCCACCGCCUCGGUGUCACCUUCCAAUACCGUAAAGAGAACACCGCCACCAAAGAGAGAGAAGCCGAAAACGGUUGGUCCUUUAACACCAACCAGAAAAUUCGAGGGUGAGCUUUUCAUUUGA